Messenger RNA from Prorocentrum cordatum, 285 nucleotides. The record is from the annotation of a GenBank genome assembly. NCBI's taxonomy places the organism in Eukaryota, Dinophyceae, Prorocentrales, Prorocentraceae.
AUGUUUCCCUCGCCAUCAGGCAUCGAUCCCACCGGCACAUACCAUGGGGAUUCCGACCUUCAGCUCGAGCGCAUCAACGUCUAUUACAACGAAGCCACUGGGGGCCGUUAUGUUCCUCGCGCUGUGUUGAUGGACCUGGAGCCGGGCACCAUGGACAGCGUCCGUGCCGGGCCAUUUGGCCAGCUCUUCCGUCCAGACAAUCCAUUUUGUUUCCUUCUUCGGCCGAGCAGGUGCUGGAAACAAUUGGGCGAAAGGUCAUUACACGGAGGGCGCAGAGUUGAUUGA